AUGAUGAAAAAACUGAAACGCCGGCUCAGCAAGGCCUUCAAAAGCUCCAACCCCAAUAUAGCUGAUCUCUCCGGGUCUAACUCUCUGUUCUUGCAUCAGAAUGGCGGCGUUCGUCUGAUAGGGGCCAAUCCAGUCAGCUCCAAUUCCACAUCUGGCUAUCAGAGUACACAAAUGAAGGCCUGGCAUCUCAGUAAUUCGAUGAGUCGACUCAGUGAAAGACUUGCUGUUGAUGGCGUCAUCUUGGAAGAAGCAUGCGUCGAUUAUCAUCCAGAUGGCAGCUCAAAUCAUGACUCGUGUUAUAACAGUUCAAGUACAUUAAAUUAUGAACCUGUUAAACUGUCUAAGAAGAAAGGAAGGCCUGUUUCUAUGCAUGCUCUCCAUUGUGGAGCUCAGGUGCGUUUUCGUCAAAAAAUUUUUUAGAAAUAGCCAUGUGAAAAAUAAUAAAUAAAUAUUACGUAACAUGAUGACUAAUCCAAAUAUGAUCACUUUUCAGAUGCCAUCAAUGGACAAUGCAAUGCUGGUUCAAGCGAAACCUCGGCAAUACGAGAACAAGAGAGACGGCAAGAACAGAUACAGCUGGCAUGCGAACAGAAUCCUCGGCAGUCAGGCUCAUCUUGGCCCAGGUAAGUAAGCGGGGAAGGGUCAGAGAAUGUAAACAAAGAGCGCGAAAAACUUGACCAAGUAACUGGACAGUCUCUAAAACAACACGUACGAUUGGACCCUUUUUUUGUUUCUGGUAGAAAUAAAGUCGGAAAGGCGGCUGAGUGGGGCUGAUUCAUUUUUUCCGAAGAUCUCUCGCCCCAAAAAUAACAUCCGCUCGAAUCGCUUUCUACCGACAUGACAGACCCUACGCUCUUGACUUCGCCGAGGCUCCAGGAGCGACAGACGUUCGUCGUCCAGCAUUAAUUGGAUUUUUCUCCGCCUCUCUUUUUCUCUUCCUUUCUCGGAUCAGCCGUCUCUUCUCUCCGUCUCUCCCCGUAUACGACGGACGCGCGGAUCCACCUCUUUCCAAGCCCGAGUAAUCAAGGGACCUUUCGGGAGGUAUUCUCGUAACAGCAAAACAACUCCCAGUUUUUAUAACACCAUGGAGAAGGGAGGGAACUAUUAUUACUCAUUUCUCGAAGGGAACGAAGCAUAUGGGGGUUACCGAGGGCAUUUAGUGAUGUUCUUACAUUCGUCUAAUUUAUUUAUGAAAAUUGUGGGUUUAGGGCGAUUUACGGCGCGACACAAUCGGCUUUUAUUAGACCGGGGAGGGGGUACCACGGGACUGCGGCGGAUGUUUUCGUAUCUCGGCUUAAUCUCGAAUCCCGUUUUGGCCAAACGUCCACUUGGCAGGGGUUGGUUCCGCUCUUCGGGACUUUUAUAUGUAUUUAUUAAGUGUUUAUUGUCCCAUGAAAUAUAUUAUACGUAGUAUUUGCUUUAGACGUCUCACUUUCAUUUUAGUUUUCAAAUCCUUAGAGAAUGGGGAUUGCGUAAUACGCGGAAGUCUCCAGAAAUCAGAAUUCAUUUUACAUGGCUAGAAAAAAGCGUACACUUGUGAAUCCAAGCGCCAUUUGUUUACCUUGGGAAAUACUCUGGGUCGGAGAGGGUCGAAGUAAUUGUCUCCAAGACCUUCCCCACUUGAUAUUCGCGGAGAUUCCUUCAUGAAGGUCCUUCUGAAUCCUGCCCCUCCGUUUUCCGUCUGACUUUUGUGGUUGAAUGGGUUCUGACCAUUUAUCGACCGGUGUCCACCUUCUCCACCCAUCCCCGCAAAGAGCCGAAUUCUUUCGGCUUUUCCAAAUCCCCCUUCCCCAGAAAUGGUUGAAGUGUACCGGCAAUAAAGUGCAGGGCUUGCCUUAUGUUCUGUUCCCCUUUCGUGUAUAUUGCAUUCGGUUUGUUGGAAGAGAGUGCAUGGAAUAAAUUAGCGGUUCUCUGGGUCCUUUUCAUGUAGAAAGUGGUUGUGAUCUUUCCUUAUUUACGCACACGUCACUCAGGCCUGAAAGUUUCCCCUUCAUCUUCUAUAACAUGAACUCGGGGGAUGGCUCGGCAGAUAUAUUAAAUGUCAGGGCGUGUUCAGUUUAAGAGGUUACAACCGCCGUAGAAUAGGGGCUGGGGAAAUAGAUACCGGCGGGAUUGUCAAUCUCUCACUUGUUGGCCUUUCUGCUUCUUAUGGCCGCAGAGAAGGAAAGCGCCGCCCAGAGACUGGGGCCAGGACAGAGAGCGCAAGUCGGAAGCCAUGGCUCCCCAAAAGCGUCAUGCCGAGCUAAAGGGAAUGGGGCGAAAACGCGACGAGAGUGCGUGUGGCCAUAAAGACGCCUGUGGCCACAUAAGGGCGCUCGACGCGCCGGUACGCGGAUUCAUGAGGAGACAAGGCUUCUUGUUCGACCGCGAUCCAGUAGAUCUUAACAAGACCAACCUGGCCAUCCGCUCUAAAUGCGAUUAUGGCAAAGAAGAGGGGGAGAGGGCUUCGGAUCCAUCCUCUCUCGACUUUUCCAUCCGGUUUUUCGUUGGCCAACACUUUCUAUGGGUCUCAAAACUUUUUCUGAGGGUUGUCUCUUCACGCGGGCCGUGUUUUUUCUGAUUCCGGGGUUACACCUCCAAUUCCAGACCAAUUAGUCCCCCGUUUUGUGUUUUCUUCGCUUUCGGCCCUAAUCCUUUUUCCCAUUUUUGACGCCGGACCUUUCAACGAGUGUUAAUGCGGCAGUUCGGCGAUUACUGAUGAUGGAAUUGGCCAAAUCAGUUACAUUUCAUGACUUUGGCGAUGUCAGAAACCGACAUGCCUCUCCACCUCAAGAUGAUCUCCGGGAUCUGGCCGGCUCCGAUGGAUCUACGAGUUCAUCUCAUUCCCCUAUGUCGAGGACGUCAGAUCAAUCGGGCAAGAAGAAAACGAACCGCAGGGGUCUACCAUUAAACACAUCCUUCUCGUCAUGGUUGCAGAUCUUCUUGAAGAAACGUCGCAACGGCGGACUCAACGAACGCUACAGCUCCCAGCAGCAAUUCUCCACUAUCAGACCCUCGGUUUCAUUGUGUAAGAUGAGAUUAUAGUUUUAAAGAGAAUCUCCUUUCACGUCAUGUCCUUAGGGGAAUUGGCCGAGGUUAUUCCCGAGGAACGUCUUGAAGAUCCAUUUCGGAGGCUUAUGGGAACUUUAAAUCACGAUUAUGUCAGGGUCUAUUUUUAAACGAACGGAAAAAUAACAUCUGCAAUCGCAGAGUUGCGUAAUCGAAGCAAAUGCCAGUUACUAGGCAGGAAAAAAAUAAUGGGAAUUUGUCGAAAAUACAAGAAUUGCUCUAAUUACACAUUUUUCAGCUGUUGUGCACGAGACCUGUGCCCUGGGGUCGGAUGGCGAAAGCCUCGAAGUUUCGCCAUGCACAAGCGACCAGAUGUCCACCUCGUCGUGCUACCCGAGUGGCAGUGAAGAACGAUACAUUCCAAAUGUCAAGCUCCGUCAGAAACCAACACGGUUGUGGAGUGAGGUGGGUCUUAACUUUUUUUCUCUUAAGGCCGGAAUGGGGUCCAACUUUCGGGAAAGCGAGCCGUUCCCGGAACCACCGGAACUAAGUUGUAUGCAUGGGUAAAGAUGGGGAUUCGGAAUGAUCUUCAAGUCUAAUGGAUGUGUUUCAGCAAGACAUUCAGAAGCGUCUUUCUCUGCCGGCCGACAUAAGAUUGCCUCAGGGCGUCAUCGACAAGCUGAACCGGACACCGACCCUGGACAAUCCCUUGACGCGAAAAAGUCGACGAGCUUCUCUUGUAAGUUUUCUUUACUCUAGCAGACUUCAUCCAAGCAAUUGGGAUUUAUUCGUUUUGUACCUCUGUUCUUCUGCAAAUUGUUAUUAUUUUUAUUUUUUAGAGCGAAAUUGGAUUCGGCAAGCUUGAAACAUACAAGAAAAUCUUCGACCUCGGUGAGGGAACCUAUGCCACAGUAUGGCUGGGUAAGAGUCUUCUUACCGGAAAAAGUGUUGCCAUGAAAGAGAUGCGAUUGGAACAUGAGGAAGGAGCUCCUUGUACUGCAAUCCGAGAAGUCAGCCUCCUGAGAUCUCUAAAACAUGCAAAUGUAGUCACUCUACAUGACAUUAUUUACACGGAUCGGGUUCUGACCCUCGUUUUCGAGUUUGUGGAGAGAGAUCUGAGAGAAUACAUGGAAGAGAUCGCGCGACUCAUCAGCAUAGACAACGUCAAACUCUUUCUGGUUCAACUUCUCCGAGGUCUCGCUUAUUGUCAUCGGAGGAGGAUAUUACACAGAGAUUUGAAGCCUCAGAAUCUUCUCAUUAAUCGAUUGGGAGAGCUAAAAUUGGCUGACUUUGGACUGGCUCGGGCUCAAUCGAUACCCACCAAGACAUACUCUAAUGAGGUGGUAACUUUGUGGUAUCGGCCGCCAGACGUUCUCCUAGGCUCCACUGAUUACACAACACACAUUGACAUGUGGGGGGUCGGAUGCAUACUGUUCGAGAUGUUGCAUCAUAAACCAAUGUUCCCGGGUCAAAGCAACGAAGAGCAACUCAAACUAAUAUUCAAUAUGUUGGGUACCCCAACCAUGGAGGAAUGUCCUGAUUUAUGUCAGAUGCCAGGAUUCAAACAAGGAAACUUUAAGAAGCAAAGAGCCAAAUCUCUAAUCCGACAACCAAGAGUUGAUGCACAGAGAGCAGAUCUUUUAGAGAAAUGUUUGAAAGUAAGCAUUUCAUAAGUUUUCUCAUAUAUUUGAAGGGAUCACAACUAAUUGUCAAUUUUUAGUACGACGGUAAAAAGCGAAUCUCAGCCCUGGAUGCGAUGCGUCAUCCGUUCCUGGACUGCUUCCCUGCAACUAUUUUCUCCUUGCCCGACACCGAGUCCGUUUUGUCCUUGCCUGGAGUCAAAUAUAUCCCGGAUCCGAUCGCCCUCAAAGCGACGCCUCAACGACUUCCCUCAUAG
This is a messenger RNA of Bursaphelenchus xylophilus (pine wood nematode), 4885 nucleotides long. The record is from the annotation of a GenBank genome assembly. Lineage: Eukaryota; Metazoa; Nematoda; Chromadorea; Rhabditida; Aphelenchoididae.